AUGCCUGCCGCCGUCGACGACCCGGCCAGCCCCACCAUCUACCGCGUCUCCGGACAAGCUCCGUUCCCGGACCCGGGAGCGCCGCUGCCGGACAGCAUCGUCCCGCGCAAGGUGACGCUCCGCGACCGCCAGACUGUCGCCACGAUCCUGCCCAUUGUGUCUGUGCAGCACCAGGUGCCCGCGGCGCUCAUCACCUAUCUCUGCGGGCAAAUCAACCGCGAAAUCGAAGGCGGCGACACGUACCCGAUGAUGGAGCCCUUUACGCCCGCGGGCUUCGCCGCGUACUGGUUCCAAAACUUUGGCGCCGUCAUGCUGCUCGGCGACUUUGCCAGCGCCGAUGCCAUCCCCGACAGCCGCGACUGGGCGCGCGACUGCCUCGGCAGCUUCUACAUCAAGCCCAACUACCCGGGCCGCAGCUCGCACGUGUGCAACGGCGGGCUGCUCGUCACCGACGCGUCGCGUAACCGCGGCGUGGGCCGGCUGAUGGGCGAGUCGUACAUUGACUGGGCGCCGCGGCUCGGGUACACGUACAGCGUCUUCAACUUGGUGUACGAAACCAACGUCGCGUCGUGCCGCAUCUGGGACGCGCUCGGCUUCAAGCGCAUCGGCCGCGUCAAGGGCUGCGGCAACCUCCGCAGCCACCCGGACCGCCUCGUCGACGCCAUCAUCUACGGGCGGGAUCUGCCCCUGCCGCGGGACCCCAGCGGCGAUGGCAGCGGCGACGGCGGCGAUGACGGCGCGGGCGGCAGCAGCGUGCUCGUCGAGGAGCGUUUCGACAAGAUCCGCUACUACCUCAAGGUCGGGCGGUACCCGGACGGCGCAGAUCGCGCGGAGAAGAGCCGGCUGCGGUCGGCGGCGACGCACUACAAGCUGCUCGAGGACGGCGAGACGCUCAUGCUCAAGGACAAGCUGGUCGUGUCGGACCCGGCGAGGCAGUACGAGAUUGCGCGCGAGACGCACAGCCUGCACCACGGCGGCAUAAACAAGACUACGGCCAUCAUUGCGGAAAAGUAUCACUGGAGCAGGAUCAAGGAGACGGUUAGCGACGUGAUACGCCUCUGCAAGGAGUGUAAGGAGCUCGCCAAGGCACCGAGUGCAAACGGCAACGGCAACGGCGUCGUCAUCGCGCCGACUACAAUAACGACGGCAGGGCAACACUCGGGCGCCUCGCGCGUCACGGCAUCCAAGCCGACGACGCCCAUCGCCGGCGUCAAGCGCUCCCGAUCUCCAUCACCCGCCGCUCACCGCGACGCAGGUCCACGCUCCUCGCCGCCAAGAAGCGUGCCGGAGCCGCCGCCCCGCCGCCACGCGCCUUGCCUCGCCGCGACCGUCGUCGACAACGACCGCGUGCUCGGCCUGCGCACGCACCUCACCAGCAGCACGCUCCUGUCCAGCACGCUGCCCUCCGCCGUCAAUUCCCUCCUCCACUCGCCCGGCCCGUACGCCAACCCCAGCGACAUCUCCGUCGUGCGACCCUCGCAGACGACGCUGCACCACCACCAUCAUGGCGGUGCCGGCGGUUUCUUGCACACUCACCACAGCGGCGUUGGAGGCCAGGACGACGACGUUUACCAACCAAUUGACCCGCAAAUCAUGAACCGUGACGACGGCGACGACGACGACCAAGGCAUUCACGCGUUUGAUGGGUACCACCCGCACGCGGAUUUCCAGGCGCUGCUGCACGCGACGGAAGAUGACGUCGGCGGCGCCGAGAGCGAUGAGCGCAGGGCAGCGGUUGAUCGGGACCUGGAGAUGCUGAUUGAGCACGAUGAGGAUGACGGGGCGGCGGCGGUGGUGGUGCUGGGUAAGACGGCCAAAGUUAAUGGUAAUGGUGGUGGCGUAGGCAGCGGCGGUGGCUCGGAGGAGGGUGCUGGUGGGCAGGCGGACGCGGACAUGGACGAUUUGGAUGAUUCGAUAUUGCGCGAUACAAGGGGGUGGACUUGA
Beauveria bassiana ARSEF 2860 is the source of this 1944-nucleotide messenger RNA. Its product is annotated as Zinc finger, H2C2-type, histone UAS binding protein. The record is from RefSeq and is a predicted model, not a curated record. The transcript has a single exon. The coding region runs from base 1 to 1944 and encodes 647 amino acids. Gene Ontology annotation, molecular function: acyltransferase activity, transferring groups other than amino-acyl groups. Lineage: Eukaryota; Fungi; Ascomycota; Sordariomycetes; Hypocreales; Cordycipitaceae.